Messenger RNA from Mustela lutreola (European mink), 2932 nucleotides. RefSeq names its product FES proto-oncogene, tyrosine kinase (gene FES). Gene Ontology annotation, molecular function: ATP binding; non-membrane spanning protein tyrosine kinase activity. The transcript has 19 exons. The coding region runs from base 295 to 2757 and encodes 820 amino acids. The record is from RefSeq and is a predicted model, not a curated record. Gene Ontology annotation, biological process: regulation of mast cell degranulation; peptidyl-tyrosine phosphorylation; chemotaxis. NCBI's taxonomy places the organism in Eukaryota, Metazoa, Chordata, Mammalia, Carnivora, Mustelidae.
CUGGGGGCGCCGGCAGGCGGCUCUCCGCGCGGCCAUUCUUCCCCGGCCCCCUCCUCCCUUCCGUUUCCGCGGCCGCGCGGCGCGCUGGGCAGGGGGGCCGACAGGCGUUGGGGGCGCCGGCCCUCCCGCCCGCCCCUUCCCCUCGCCGGGCCCGCCCCGGCCGGCCAGCCGAAACCGCGGCAGGAGGAAGCCGAAUCAGGAACUGGCCAGGGUCGCCCGGGCCGCAGUCGGGCAGGAGUCGUCCCGGAGGCGUCCUCGGCAGCCCCGGAGCAGCUGCCCGCGCGGGACGGCACCAUGGGCUUCUCUUCAGAGCUGUGCAGCGCCCAGGGCCACGGGGCCCUGCAGCAGAUGCAGGAGGCCGAGCUGCGGCUGCUGGAGGGCAUGAGGAAGUGGAUGGCCCAGCGGGUCAAGAGCGACAGGGAGUAUGCAGGGCUGCUGCACCACAUGUCCCUGCAGGACAGUGGGGGCCGGGGCAUGAGCCCCAACAGCCCCAUCAGCCAGUCCUGGGCAGAGAUCACCAGCCAGACAGAAGGCCUGAGCCGCUUGCUGAGGCAGCACGCGGAGGAUCUGAACUCAGGGCCCCUGAGCAAGCUGGGCUUGCUGAUCCGGGAGCGGCAGCAGCUGCGCAAGACCUACAGCGAGCAGUGGCAGCAGCUGCAGCAGGACCUCACCAAGGCCCACAACCAGGACAUCGAGAAGCUGAAGAGCCAGUACCGAGUCCUGGCACGGGACAGCGCCCAGGCCAGACGCAAGUACCAGGAGGCCAGCAAAGACAAGGACCGAGACAAGGCCAAGGACAAGUAUGUGCGCAGCCUGUGGAAGCUGUUCGCUCAUCACAACCGCUACGUGCUGGGCGUGCGGGCCGCGCAGCUGCACCACCAGCACCACCACCAGCUCCUGCUCCCCGGCCUGCUACAGUCGCUGCAGGACCUGCACCAGGAGAUGGCCUGUAUCCUGAAGGAGAUCCUGCAGGAGUACCUGGAGAUUAGCAGCCUGGUGCAGGACGAGGUGGCGGCCAUUCACCUGGAGAUGGCGGCAGCGGUUGCCCGCAUCCAGCCCGAGACUGAGUACCAAGGCUUCCUGAGACAGUAUGGGUCCACACCUGACAUCCCACCCUGUGUCACCUUCGAUGAGUCACUGCUUGAGGAGGGUGAGCUGCUGGCUGCGGGGGAGCUGCAGCUGAACGAGCUGACCGUGGAGAGCGUGCAGCACACGCUGACCUCAGUGACAGAUGAACUGGCUGCGGCCACGGAGACGGUGCUCAGCCGGCAGGAGGCGGUCACCCAGCUGCAGCGCGACCUCUGGAACGAGGAGCAGAACACCCAUCCCCGGGAGCGGGUGCAGCUGCUGGCCAAGAAGCAGGUGUUGCAGGAGGCGCUGCAGGGGCUGCAGGUGGCUCUGUGCAGCCAGGCCAAGCUGCAGGCCCAGCAGGAGCUGCUGCAGGCCAAGCUGGAGCAGCUGGGCCCCGGGGAGCCCCCGCCCGUGCUGCUCCUGCAGGACGACCGCCACUCCACGUCGUCCUCGGAGCAGGAGCGAGAAGGGGGAAGGACACCCACCCUGGAGAUCCUUAAGAGCCACAUCUCGGGAAUCUUCCGCCCCAAGUUCUCGCUCCCUCCACCCCUGCAGCUCGUGCCAGAGGUGCAGAAGCCGCUGCACGAGCAGCUGUGGUACCACGGGGCCAUCCCACGGGCAGAGGUGGCUGAGCUGCUGACACACUCCGGGGACUUCCUGGUGCGGGAGAGUCAGGGCAAGCAGGAGUACGUGCUGUCUGUGCUGUGGGACGGCCAGCCCCGGCACUUCAUCAUCCAGUCCACUGACAACCUAUACCGACUGGAAGGGGACGGCUUUCCCAGUAUCCCCUUGCUCAUCGACCACCUGCUACGCUCCCAGCAGCCCCUCACCAAGAAGAGCGGUAUCGUCCUGAACAGGGCUGUGCCCAAGGACAAGUGGGUGCUAAACCACGAGGACCUGGUGUUGGGGGAGCAGAUUGGGCGGGGGAACUUCGGUGAAGUGUUCAGUGGACGCCUGAGGGCCGACAAUACUCUGGUGGCCGUGAAGUCUUGUCGGGAGACGCUCCCACCUGACCUCAAGGCCAAGUUUCUGCAGGAAGCAAGGAUUCUGAAGCAGUACAACCACCCCAACAUCGUGCGUCUCAUUGGCGUCUGCACCCAGAAGCAGCCCAUCUACAUUGUCAUGGAGCUUGUGCAGGGGGGCGACUUCCUGACCUUCCUGCGGACCGAGGGCUCCCGCCUGCGGAUGAAGACCCUGCUGCAGAUGGUGGGGGAUGCGGCCGCGGGCAUGGAGUAUCUGGAGAGCAAGUGCUGCAUCCACCGGGACCUGGCGGCUCGGAACUGCCUGGUGACAGAGAAGAACGUCCUGAAGAUAAGUGACUUUGGGAUGUCCCGGGAGGAGGCCGAUGGGAUCUAUGCAGCCUCCGGGGGCCUCAGACAAGUCCCGGUGAAGUGGACAGCUCCGGAGGCUCUUAACUACGGACGCUACUCCUCAGAGAGCGACGUGUGGAGCUUCGGGAUCCUCCUCUGGGAGACCUUCAGCCUGGGGGCCCCCCCGUACCCCAACCUCAGCAACCAGCAGACGCGGGAGUUUGUGGAAAAGGGGGGCCGCCUGCCCUGCCCCGAGCUGUGCCCCGACGCCGUGUUCCGACUCAUGGAGCAGUGCUGGGCCUACGAGCCCGCGGAGCGGCCCGGCUUCAGUGCCAUCUCCCAGGAGCUGCAGAGCAUCCGGAAGCGGCACCGGUGAGGCCGGCCCGGCUCCCGCCCGCCAGCUCGUACCUCCCGCCCUGCGGCUCCCGCGGCCCGUCGCCUCCUCCCAGGCCCGGCCCCGGCUCCUCCCCACUCCGUGCUGCCGGCAGCCACGCAGCUCCAGUCGGUCGGCCCGUCCCUGCGGAGAUAAUAAAACCACUUGUGUCCACUGA